Messenger RNA from Danio aesculapii, 898 nucleotides. RefSeq lists its product as uncharacterized. The transcript is spliced from 8 exons. Bases 46 to 681 code for a protein of 211 amino acids. Lineage: Eukaryota; Metazoa; Chordata; Actinopteri; Cypriniformes; Danionidae. The record is from RefSeq and is a predicted model, not a curated record.
CAUACUGUAACCUCUAAUGCCGUAUGAGCUAGAACACAUAAAACAAUGAUCCAGCUGUCGAAUCUGUGUAUAUUCUUGAGUCUUGCUGCUGAAUUAGCAAAAGCAGAUUUAUCGGUGAGUGCUGGAGUGUUGACUCUCAGUGAAUGGACGGAUCUGACCUGCUGUAACCAUAAUCAGACUAUAUCACACUGCCUUUUCUUUGCUGAUUCAGAAAACAUUGGUCAACAAAACUCCUCUGGCAGCUGCUGUAAAUUCACAGUCAGAGGAGAAAAAUUGCAGGGAAAAUCUGAGGAGUUCCAAACAACUGUUACCGUCCAGUGUACAAGCAAACCUGAUAACAACACGAGCCAAAAUGUCACCAUCUCAGUGUGGAGAAUAUUUCUUUCUGGCAAAAGAUUUCUUGCCUAUAUAGUCAUAUCUGGGAUUUUGAUUCUGCUCUCUUUCCUCAUUAUCUUCAUAUGUAUAAUCUAUAUGACCAGAAAUCAAGGGUAUGGCCAACAACUAUAUUCAGCUAGAGCACAAGAAAUGGACAACGGUGCAAAUUCUGGUUCCGCUGAAGGACAGAUAGUGGAAGAUGAGAUGUUGUAUGCCACCGUAAAUCAUACAGGUGCAGGUGAAAACUCUGCUCCUGCAGUGAAGUUCGAUUCAGAAACUGUCUACGCAACUGUGGUCAUGGACUGAACAACCUGUAACACAGACUGAUGUAAAUAAUCACCAAAACUAAAUUAAACCUGUACCAUGUUUGAGCAACCCUUCCUGAUUAGAUUAGUUGUUGCAAAGUUAGGCAAUGCGAGAAUUGAGAAAUAAGUAGGAAACCUGCUAAACUUGAAGGCUUGAACUGUUUCAAAGGUGUAUUGUACUGCACUUGUAUUCUGAUGCAUUUUGAGAGAAACAUUAA